Messenger RNA from Chaetomium strumarium, 2826 nucleotides. RefSeq lists its product as uncharacterized. Lineage: Eukaryota; Fungi; Ascomycota; Sordariomycetes; Sordariales; Chaetomiaceae. The coding region runs from base 228 to 2564 and encodes 778 amino acids. The record is from RefSeq and is a predicted model, not a curated record. The transcript is spliced from 3 exons. Gene Ontology annotation, biological process: fungal-type cell wall biogenesis; transmembrane transport. Gene Ontology annotation, cellular component: membrane.
GUUCAUCCGACCGACGAGUUGUGCUAGCCGUUUUCCCCAGGGAACACCAAAUCCACGAGAUACGAAAGGAUCGGCAGAAGAAUACCCAUCAGGGGUAGCGACAAGAGGGGCCGCUGCUUGGCGGAGGAGGAAGGAAAUACAUGAGCUCAGAGGCUCGACGACUGUGAAAGUCUGUUUUCUCUCUUUUUACAGCCUAAAGGAGGGAGUGUGAUAUCAUAAAGACCAAGAUGGGUGGCCUGAACGGCCGGCUGCUGAGGUCGGCGGUGGUCGGGGCCGUCCUGGCCGGCGGCGUGCUGGGGGCGGAUAUCCUCCAGACAUCGGGCUUCAGCAGCUGUAACGCAGACGCCGACAUCUCGGUGCAGAAGGUGGACAUCACAUACAACAACGAGGACAAGACGGUUUCCUUCGACGUGGCGGGAUCGAGUAACAAGGUGCAGAACGUGACGGCGAUCCUGGACGUCACGGCGUACGGCCAGACGGUCUACUCCAACUCGUUCAAUCCGUGCCAUGCGGAUACAUUCGUAGACCAACUCUGUCCCGUUCCCGCCGGCAACUUCUCCGCGAAGGGGACUCAGAAGAUACCCGACCAAUACGCAGACAUGGUACCCGCGAUAGCCUUCCAGGUUCCCGACAUCGCGGCGAUGGCCAAGCUGCAGCUGCAAUCGAUGGAGUCCGGCGACAACGUGGCGUGCAUCCAGUCCCAGGUGACCAACGGGAAGACAGCCAGCCUGCCGGCCGUGUCGUACGUGGCCGCCGGCAUAGCAGGAGCGGCUCUGGUGCUGGGAGGCGUGUCGGCGAUGGGGGCGGCCAUGGCGGGGGGCGGCAGCGCUGCGGCCGGUGGAGGCUCGGCUGCGGGCGCGGGAGCGCCCAGUCCCACGUUUACCGAGGUGGCAGGCUGGUUCCAGAGCAUGGCGAUGAACGGCAUGAUGUCGGUCAACUACCCCAGCGUCUACCGGAACUUCGCCAAGAACUUUGGCUUCUCGACCGGCCUGAUCUCGUGGCGGCAGAUGCAGCUGUCCAUCGACGACUUCCGCGCCGCCACCGGCGGCAACCUCACCAACAACAGCGUCGAGUUCCUCGAGAAGGCCACGCUGGUCUACCCCGACGGCUACAUGCAGACGCCCGGCCAGAGCCUGGGCAAGAGGGGGCUGGAUGAGCUUGCGCGUCUGGUGGCGCGCCAGAUCGAGACGAGCGUCAACGGCACGCUCGACGAGAGCGGCCCGUCGUCGCAGCAGCAGGGGGGCGGCGGCGUCGAAGCCACGGUGCACACGGCGGUCUCGGGCUUCCAGGGAUUCGUGGAGCAGUACAGCGUUCCGUCGGGUAACACGUUCAUGACGGUGCUGCUCGUGGUCGCCAUCGUCGUCGCGGCCAUCGUCGUGGGCAUCCUGCUGGUCAAGGUCGUGCUGGAGUUCUGGGCGCUGUUCGGCAGCUUCCCCAAGUCGCUGGUGGGCUUCCGCAAGCACUACUGGCGCUCGAUCGCGCGCGCCAUCACGUCGCUGAUCCUGCUGCUGUACGGCAUCUGGGUGCUGUACUGCGUCUUCCAGUUCACCCAGGGCGACUCAUGGGCGGCCAAGGUGCUGGCCGGCGUCACGCUGUUCCUCUUCACCGCCGUCCUGGCCUUCUUCUCGUGGAAGAUCUGGAGCACCGCGCGCCGGCUCAAGGCGAUGGAGGGCGACGUCGGCGCGCUGUACGAGGAUAAGAAGAUCUGGGUCAAGUACAGCCUGUUCUAUGAGUCGUACCGGCGCGACUACUGGUGGAUCUUUGUGCCCACCAUCGUCUACAUGUUCGCCAAGGGCUGCGUGCUGGCGGCGGCGGACGGCCACGGGAUGGCGCAGACGAUCGCGCAGCUGGUAGUCGAGGGCGUCAUGCUGUGCCUGCUGCUCUGGAGCCGCCCGUACGAGCGCCGGUCGAGCAACUUCAUCAACAUCUGCAUCCAGGUGGUGCGGGUGCUGUCGGUCGUGUGCAUCCUGGUCUUCGUCGAGGAGUUCGGCAUCGCCCAGACGACCCAGACCGUCACCGGCGUGGUCCUCAUCGCGCUGCAGUCGGCCCUCACCGGCAUCCUGGCCAUCCUGAUCGCCUGGAACGCCAUCAUCGCCUGUUGCAAGGAGAACCCGCAUCGGAAGCGCCGUAAGGAAAUGGAAAAAAUGCAGCGCGACACCCUCACCCCGCUCGACCCGCGCAACUCCCUGCUGAUGGACCGGCACAUGAAGAGGGCGUCCGCGGCCAACGAUCUCGAGUCGUCCCUCUCCCUGUCCAAAACGGGCUACGCCGCCGUCGACUCCAAGCAGAUCCCUCUCCAGGAGAAGUAUGCCGCCUCCAAGCGGCUCUCGUCGAAGCCCAGCGGAUACGCGCCGUUGCCGCUGCCGGAGGACAAUUCGAGCCGGGAAGAUCUGGUAACGAGCGCCGCUCCCUUCGGCGGGGUCGGUGGUGCUACGGAUCCACGGCAGCCCACGCUACCUCAUGUUGGCACCGCCGGGGGGUAUCGGCAGCCGCAGGCCGGGUAUGGCGGUGGCUAUCAGAAUGGGUAUCGGGGUGCGGGUGGUGGUGGGUACGGCGGGUACUGAGUUGUGAAGAACGGCGGGAGAAAAAAAGGGGGGAGUGAGAUGGGGAGAGACGUGGUGGUUGUGGGUGCAUCUACCUGAAUACCUGCCUGACUGGGCUUUAACACUGCGAGCGACGACUGCAUAUUGGCGACUUGAUAUCCUAUGUAUUUAUUUCCUAGACUACUACUUCCUAUUACUACUAGAUCUGAAGAGCUAAAUCAAACAUUUGACAAGAAUUGAGGGCGUCAAUCAUGGAGUGCGAACAAUGUAAGGUAGACGAGCA